CACAUACACACUCACACACCCAUCUCCAAACACGAAACGCGCAACAACACGACCCACGCUGGCAUGGACUCGGAGCACGAGAGCGAAGACGAAUUCACCCAGAAUGACGACAACAGGACCGACGAUGGCUCCGACCGAGGCGAGGCUGACGAUGAUACCACGGUCAAUGCAGCUCCUUCGACACAGCCAGACGAGUCUGCAGCGGAAACAACAGCUGUCAGGACACAUACGCCAUUGAUAUUACAGCCCAAUGUUCUUGACUGCAAGUCCUUCGAUAUCAUGCCAUGUGUAUUGGCGGUACACCCCUGCAACAUCUACUGCAUGGCAGCAACCCAAUGUAUGCGCUGGGUCUUUACUGGAUCAGAAGAUGGAUAUAUCCGGAAAUACGAUUUCUUUGCCUCGAUGAACGGCAAGACCAUGCUCACACAGGGACAACGGCAUGGACAAGUGGACUCUGUUACAAAGGCAGGAAUUUUGACCUCAUACUGGGAAAACGAGGAGCAACCCAUCAAAGUGCAGCCUAUCCUUGGCGAGGAUGGACUAACAAUGGCUACGCCAGGAGCAAGCUCAUCUACUGCUGGAGAUAUGGAUAUCACUAUGAAACAGGAAGACUUUGCUGAUCGAGCUACAUUAUCAGUCACGCAACAGCAACCACUCAGGGCGACAUCUCCCUUUGGCGAAGAGUCCAAAAUGUCGGCCGUAUACAGUCUUGAUUGCCACUCUGAGGCCGUUUUUGCACUCUCGGGCUUGGAGAGUGGAUCGAUCAACCUCUGGACACCUAGACAUGAGGAAGGAACUUGUCACCAUGUUUUCCGACAACACACAGCACCCGUGUCUGCGAUUAAAUUGACGCCGGAUCAGCAAGGUUUCAUCAGUGGCUCUUGGGACCACAGCGUUCUGCAAUGGGACCUCAACAACGGCGCGGUAGUACGGACAUACGGCGGACACGGCUCCCAGAUCUCAUCCCUUAACUUCCAGCCCACAGAAAUGCCCGUGGCUACCAUGGACAUGUCCAGUCCUACAGCAAACUGUAGCAACGAUGCCGUCUUGAUGUCAACAAGUGUAGAUGGCAUGAUUUGUCUAUGGGACAGGAGAGAUCCGACUUCGAUCCCGAGAAAGCUGAUGCCUCCGGAAAAGGUGCCGCCAUGGUGUCUCUCGGCAUGUUGGAGCGCGGACGGAAAGCGGAUAUACUGUGGCAGACGAAACGGAACAGUGGACGAAUGGGAUUUCGCUGAAGGGAGAUUUAUCCAGUCGAUCAGGAUGCCCGCCAACUCGGGACCCGUGUCCUUUGUCAAGUGCAUGCCCAACAACAAACAUCUUGUCUGUGCAUCUCAGGAUAAUAUUCGCCUAUGGAACAUUACGGAGCUUGGCUCCAAGUCCUCCCUGCGUCCAUUCCAGAUUAUCGCUGGCCACCAUGGAGGACUCAUCUCCAACGUCCAUAUUGAUCCUACCUGUAAAUAUAUGAUUACAACAUCCGGCAACCGAGAGUGGGAAGGGCCAAGUACCAAUGGCUGCCUCUUUUACGAUAUCCAGCCGCUGCUCUAGACUUAAUGCUGCAAAUAAAUCGCCAAACGCUGUGCUGUAGAACAUCGAUGGAAUCAAACAUUGAGGGAAAUAUGCAUUGUUUUGAGAGCUAGAAUACAAGUAUGCAUUAAAAAUAAAAAAAUAAAAAAAAAAGAGAUAGAGGGAUGGAGACAGAGACAGAGAGAGG
Molecule: messenger RNA, 1711 nt
Organism: Gamsiella multidivaricata
Lineage: Eukaryota; Fungi; Mortierellomycota; Mortierellomycetes; Mortierellales; Mortierellaceae
Product: WD40-repeat-containing domain protein
Exons: 8
Coding region: 64-1545 (493 amino acids)
Molecular function (GO): protein binding
Source: RefSeq, a predicted model, not a curated record